This is a messenger RNA of Prorocentrum cordatum, 1378 nucleotides long. NCBI's taxonomy places the organism in Eukaryota, Dinophyceae, Prorocentrales, Prorocentraceae. The record is from the annotation of a GenBank genome assembly.
GGGGGGACAGUGAAGCCAACUGCCCAGCCUUGGUCCGCAAGAGACACCUCACGGGUCGGCUCGAGCAGCGGUUUGAUAUCCAGGUGUUGUCGUUGUCCGUUUUACCGAAUUUCUCCUCGCGGGCACGGGCAGGAGGAUUGCUCCUGCAGCCAUGGCGAUGCGGGUGGUCCUCCCGAUGAGCCUCCUGCCGGUCGCGUCGACGCUGGGCGCGCACGACACCGUGCGGGCGCAUUCGAACGCCACCAAGACCAGGUCGGGCAGUUGCGACUGUCUGAGCUUCGCAGACGUCUACUACACAGAGAAGGCCUGGUGCGGCCGGGCGAACGAGCUGUACUUUCUCAGCAAGAACGGCUUCUCCGCGUCCUAUGCCGCCACCGAGCCCAUCACCGGCCUGCCGCACAAGGUGUGCGCCGACAUGUUCAAGAACUUCAAUCAUGGGGCAUGCCUGAACAUCGACCUGUACCCUUUCCCGGAGGACGAGAAGAGCGGCAAGCAGUGGUGCUACGUGUCGAACGACUGCGCAGACUUGAACGGGGGCGGGUAUGCCACCAACGCAGAGGGUUUUGCGCAGAGCAGCUGGCACAACCUGCAGACGGCGUCCUUCCAGCAGUGGAAGAUCUGUGACCCCACGGAGGCGAACACGGAGGCCAUGAUGGUCAAGCCAGUCACGACGGUGGUCGAGAUCGGCAAGGCCAGUGACGUGCCCCUGUCCCGCUUGCUGCGCCUCUCCUACCCCGCCGUCAACAUCAGCUGGGGUGAGGCCAAGUUCCUGUGGGACGCCAUCAACGAGGAGUACGCGGCGGACAGGACCAUCACGGAGAUGGUCGAUGCCAUCCCGCCGAUCAGUGGCUGGGGCAGCGAGAUCGAAGGGGCGCACGCCAGACUGCGCGAGAUCGCAAAGUCUGAGCAGGGCACCAUACUCGACUCCCCGGGCCACGGCGACAACUUCCACGUGGUCCAGGGCCGUGCCGCGUACGCGGUGACCCGGACCCCGCUCGGGAACAUGGCGUACUUGGGCGGCCAUUUCUCCAAGGAGUACGACGUCACUUGUCUCGUCGGCUGCGCAGAGCCCGAGGCCCGUGACGCCGUCGACUUGGAGACGAUGUGAGCCGCUUUUCCCGAGGAGCCGAAGCGCAAUAGAUCUUGGUUCGCCGGAAGCGCAGGGGCUGGCCAAGAGGGGGGGGGGUUCUCUACGGCCGAAGGAGGCGGGGGCGACGCAGAGCCUCACCAUCCGAGCGCCCCUCAGGGCUCAUCCCCCUGGCCCUCGCCAACCGCAACCCUUCUUCUCGGGCCACCCUUGGACUCUUCAGGCGGCCUAGAUGUGCGUAGUAUGUUACGCCGCUGGGCGAGGACUUUGGCCUUGCCGAGACCUGAACAG